Colletotrichum spaethianum is the source of this 930-nucleotide messenger RNA. RefSeq names its product putative nitrilase. The record is from RefSeq and is a predicted model, not a curated record. Gene Ontology annotation, molecular function: oxidoreductase activity. Bases 1 to 930 code for a protein of 309 amino acids. NCBI's taxonomy places the organism in Eukaryota, Fungi, Ascomycota, Sordariomycetes, Glomerellales, Glomerellaceae. The transcript has a single exon.
AUGCACGCGGCCUUGGUCACCUCUUGGGGCUCUGCCCCAACCUACACAACCACGGAAGACCUCCCGCCCCCUUCUCCCACCCAAAUCCGUCUGCGCGUUCUCGCAUCCGGCGUUCACCGCCUCGUCCUUUCCCGCGCCGCCGGAACACACUACACCUCCACGACCCUGCCGCAUCUCCCUGGUGUCGAUGGAGUUGGCGAAGACACAACCACAGGCCAGCGCUACUACUUCACCGCACUCGCUACGGGAUCUUUUGCGGAAUUCGUCAACAUCGAGCGCAGUCUCGUCGCGCCGUUGCCGAAGAAUGCCGACCCUGUUGCAGUCGCUGCAUACACAAAUCCUGUCAUGAGUAGCUGGAUGGCUUUCGCCGCGCGAAUGGCUGCUCAGACACCCGGAUUCUCAAUCGCGAUUCUAGGUGUCACCAGUGCAAGUGGGAGAGUUGCCGUAGACGUUGCUCGCGCACGAGGUGCGGGACGUGUGGUGGGGAUUGCUAGGAACGCCGCCGCAAUGGCGGAGAUAGCACUCGAUGAGAGGAUCGUCCUCGAGGGCGGGGAGACGGACUGGUCGAAGCUAGGGGACGUGGAUGUCGUGCUGGAUUAUGUCUAUGGACCUCCGGUCAUCGAACUAAUCAAGGCGUUGCCCAAAUCUGAGAAGGAGGUGCAGUUUGUCCACAUCGGCUCUGUAUCUGGUGAUGGUAACAUCAGCCUUCCUGGGGCCUUCUUACGGGGGAAGAGAAUCGCGAUCCGUGGCGCUGGCCCAGGGAGCUGGACGAUGACAGAGUAUGCAAAGGAGCUUGGUGGAAUGGUGGAUGUGAGCUCGGGGUUGAAAGGGGACGAUGUUACCGUGAUUAGGUUCAAGGAGGUUGAAAAGGGAUGGAAGGAGGCUGGAGUGGGUAAGAAGAGAGUAGUGUUUGUAACUGAUGAUCUUUAG